CCGGAUGUGAGAGCCGAGAGUGUUUCGCUUCGCUCGCCCUGCACUGGAACUCACAAUGGAGACGGUAACACAGUUUCUUCGCUUAGCAUUGCUUUCCUAUUUCGUCGCUCUUUUUGUUAUUUCUUGUGAGGUAACUGCUGCGGGGGUGAGUGGAAAAGGGUUUGGAGAUCACAUCCACUGGAGGACCCUGGAUGAUGGGAAGAAGGAGGCAGAGGCCAGUGGCCUGCCACUGAUGGUAAUCAUCCACAAGACCUGGUGUGGAGCAUGCAAAGCUUUGAAGCCAAAGUUUGCUGAAUCGAAGGAAAUCUCAGAGCUGGCUCAUAACUUUGUUAUGGUCAAUCUGGAGGACGAGGAGGAGCCUAAGGAUGAUGCGUUCAGUCCAGAUGGAGGGUACAUUCCUAGAAUCCUUUUCCUGGAUCCCAGUGGAGCAGUCCACCCUGAGUUGAGCAAUAAGGCUGGAAACCCCAACUACAAGUAUUUCUUCAGCAAUGCAGACCAAGUGGUGACGGUGAUGAAGGAGGCCCAGGAGAAGCUGACCGGCGACGCCUUCCGGAAGGCGCACGCGGGUGACGAGCUGUGAGACCGGCGGGAGCCUGAACGUGGGCCGGGGUCCGGGGGCCCAAGGGUGACGGGGACCCGAGAGGAGGUCGACCCCCACGUCACCGGUCACCCUCACGCCCCGCGACACCGCCCCCCAAACUCCCACACAGCCUGCGUCCAACCCCUCCGGUUUCCAGACCAGUCAUUGUCUGCUUUGGUGCCGUAUACUGCCUUAAAAGCAGGACAAAUUAUUCAACUUUUAAGUCAGGAAAAAAAAAAACGUCAUUAAGUCAGCCGUCCAGGUCAUUGUGCAACGAAUCGUCCUUGUUUGAAACUGCAUGAGCCCAGAGAGUAUCCACGGCACCGGAGCGCUCCCUCGACACACAGUCCGCAUGAGGCGCAGUGCCGUUUUCACACUGGAAAUCAGGCGUUCCUUCAGUUCAGUGUCAUAUGUUGUUGUUGUUUUUUUUGUUUUUUUUAUUGGUCUUGUUCAUGGCUCCCUCCCUCAGUUUAAAAUUCACACUUUAUCCAUCCUAAGAUUUUGAAACCGCAUCUAAGAAGUUCUAGUUAAAAACACCCUUACCCACCACCACCACCAUGCUUUACAAGAGCGCUGCAAGAGAAAGAGCACUGCACUAUGUUCUGACAACAAGGGCGUAACGUUACAUUCACUAAACCUUUGUGCUUCCAUGCUCUUCUCGAUACGUUUCCGUAGCCAUGCUAACGGGCCCCGGUUACUCAUACGCUCACCGCGACCGCGCGGGAUGCUGACGUGGCCGCAGGUCAAUCAGCCAACUCUGAGCUGUUUAUACCGAAUUACCACAUUGUAAUAUUUGAUAAUUGACUCUUGAAUCCUAUCUUGUCACUUCCUGGGAAGUUUGCCACUGAGAUAUAGAAUCUCAAAAAAAAUGUAUGAAGAUAAAAUCCUUUCUUUUGUUUUGUAAAAAAAAAAAAAAGUGAAAUAUGAGCCAGUACAGUAUGUGAUUUAUACCUGCAUAUUGCAUAAAUAAAUACAUUUUUGAAUGUGAGGAAUAGCCUUUGCAAUGAAAUGGUAUCAUUGCCAUGCCAUGUUGUAUUUUAUAUGUAUAUUUACAUGGCCCAAGUGUUCAAUAAAGUUUUCAACACAA
Messenger RNA from Conger conger (European conger), 1667 nucleotides. RefSeq names its product thioredoxin domain containing 12 (endoplasmic reticulum) (gene txndc12). Gene Ontology annotation, cellular component: endoplasmic reticulum. Lineage: Eukaryota; Metazoa; Chordata; Actinopteri; Anguilliformes; Congridae. The transcript is spliced from 7 exons. The record is from RefSeq and is a predicted model, not a curated record. Bases 56 to 580 code for a protein of 174 amino acids.